Yamadazyma tenuis ATCC 10573 is the source of this 982-nucleotide messenger RNA. RefSeq lists its product as uncharacterized. Lineage: Eukaryota; Fungi; Ascomycota; Pichiomycetes; Serinales; Debaryomycetaceae. Gene Ontology annotation, biological process: protein phosphorylation. Gene Ontology annotation, molecular function: protein kinase activity; ATP binding. The record is from RefSeq and is a predicted model, not a curated record.
AUGUUCAAGUCGGUUUUUAAAUCAGGUAUAAGGGCCACUUAUGACGUCCUGAGUAAUGCCUCAUUUGUUAACGAGCCAUGGCAUAUUUAUACGGCAAAGCAUAACACCACGGGGAAGUUGGCAUCGGUGUUUAUAUUUGACAAGGCUAAGUUUGAGUCUGUAAUUCACCAAUUAUGUUCAAGGAUUUCCAACACAAAGAACCCCAAAGUCAUUAUAAACGAGUGCUAUGAGCUCAUCAAGUAUGAAGUGGGGCAAAUGGCGAAGUUGAAACAUCCCCAGAUCUUAACAAUCUAUGAAGUGUUGGAGGAAACGAAGCUGAAGUUCCUAUUUGUAACGGAAUCGGUGACAGACAAUUUGAUGACUGUGGAUUUUGAAAAACUAGACGAGUUGAGUAUACAAAAGGGUCUUUUGGAAGUGUGUAAAGGUAUUCAAUUUUUACACAAUUAUUGUUCCAUUGUUCAUAUGAACUUGCAACCUUCUUCAGUUUUCAUAAAUCAACAAGGUGACUGGAAAUUGACUGGAUUCAGGUUCUUGCAAAAUCUUAAUGAAAUAUCUCCACAAGAGCGGGAAAGCUUUUUCCUUAUGAACAAUACAUCUUCCGUCCCAUUUAUGAACUUGAACAUGAACUUUGUUGCUCCAGAAUUAGUUAUCGAUCGUCAACUGAAAUUAGAUUUUGGUAAUGAUAUUUGGUCAUUGGGCUGCUUAAUUUACUAUAUAUAUAAUAAGGGGGAAUAUUUGCUCAACUGCUUUGAUCAAAACAGCAUAAGUGAUUUCAAAGGUGAAUUUAGAAAGUUUGAAACCAAGUUCUAUAACCAUAGAGUUUCUGAUUUGAAAUAUGUGUUGAAAGAUAUUCCGGACCAACUAUAUGGCACAUUUCCUUCCAUUCUUGCAAGAUAUCCAAGCGAUAGAAUUAACAUAGAUCAGUUUAUUGAUUCGGAUUAUUUCAAUGGAAGCCUCAUCAAAGUCAUGUGGUUUGUCGAUG